Arabis nemorensis is the source of this 804-nucleotide messenger RNA. NCBI's taxonomy places the organism in Eukaryota, Viridiplantae, Streptophyta, Magnoliopsida, Brassicales, Brassicaceae. The record is from the annotation of a GenBank genome assembly.
AUGGAGGAAAGUCUUCCUGCUGGAUUCAGAUUUCAUCCGACAGACGAAGAGUUAAUCACACAUUAUCUAUCUCGAAAAGUCUCUGAUGUUGGAUUCACGGCUAAAGCUAUUGUCGACAUUGAUCUCAACAAGUCUGAACCUUGGGAUUUACCAGCAAAGGCUUCAAUGGGAGAGAAAGAGUGGUACUUCUUUAACUUAAGGGACCGGAAAUAUCCAACCGGUUUAAGGACGAACCGAGCAACUGAAGCCGGUUAUUGGAAAACCACCGGUAAAGAUAAAGAGAUAUAUCGAACCGGAGUUCUAAUAGGGAUGAAGAAAACCCUAGUUUUCUACAAAGGAAGAGCUCCAAAGGGCGAGAAGAGUAAUUGGGUAAUGCAUGAAUACAGGCUUCAUAACAAGCAACCUUUCAAACCCGCCAAGGAGGAAUGGGUGGUCUGUAGAAUUUUCAAGAAAAAUGUAGCAGCGAAAAAACCACAAGAGCAACCACAAUCUUCUCAACCAUCUUUUGAAUCUCCAUGCGAAGCAAACUCAUCAAUGGCCAAUAAUGAGUUUGGAGAUAUCGAGUUUCCGCCUAAUAUUUCAUCCGCAAAUUUCAUAGAUAACAAUCAUUUCGGUCAUAUUCAGUCGCAGAACGGUAUUUACUUAGCGGACAACACUAGUAGUACCGGUCUUAUUGAUACGAACUUGAACAUGGUCCCUUCCAUCUCUUCAUGGUCAACGAGUCUUCUUGGUCAAAGUUUAUCUCCCAUGGAUUCUUUGCUCCUCAAGGCUUUUCAAAUUAGGAAUUCAUAUAGCUUCCUCUAA